CUUCCGGGUGCCCCGCGCGGAGAACUCUGGGAACAAAACUGCAUCAUUCCCCAGACCGAGGCUACCAAUAUUUUCCCUUGCAGGACGACCAAAAUAUCCGGGGCAAAAACGGGAGAAAAUGGGGAAUUCAGACACCAAAUUGAACUUCAGAAAGGCGGUUAUCCAGUUGACGACCAAAACACAGCCUGUUGAGGCUCAAGAUGAGGCAUUCUGGGACCAGUUCUGGACAGACUCCGUCACCAGCGUACAGGACGUGUUUGCUCUGGUUCCCGCGGCCGAGAUACGAGCACUGAGAGAAGAAUCGCCCUCCAACCUCGCCACACUAUGUUACAAGGCUGUGGAGAAACUGGUAAUGGCAGCAGAGUCAUCAUGUGCUACUGCCAAGGAACAACAGACAGUGCUAAACUGUGUGCGCCUGUUGACUCGCAUCCUGCCAUACAUAUUUGAGGACGCAGACUGGCGAGGGUUCUUCUGGUCAACACUUCCCGGACAGGCGGGUGAAAACGACAGCCUGAAUGAUGAGGAUGGUGGAUCCAUGCCUUUGGCUCAGUCCCUCCUGAACGCCUUGUCGGAUCUGCUGUUUUGUCCAGACUUCACAGUGGCACCCAACAAGAAAGCUGGACCUGAGACCCAUGAAGACCUGCAGUCUAUCGACAGCUGUGAGUACAUCUGGGAGUCCGGUGUGGGGUUUGCCCACUCCCCUGCCCAGUACCCACACCACGACCAGAACAGGUCCGAGAUUCUCAAACUUCUGCUCACCUGCUUCUCAGAGACCAUGUACCAGCCACCAGCUCAAACUAAGAAUGGUGACCCCUUACCCAACCAGUGGCUCACGUAUUUUGCGUCCUCGGAGAACCGUCACGCCCUGCCCCUCUUCACGUCCCUCCUCAACAUCGUGUGUGCCUACGAUCCUAUUGGCUACGGCAUGCCGUACAACCACCUCCUGUUCAGCGACUACCGUGAGCCGACCGUGGAGGUCGCCCUGCAGCUGCUGAUCGUGGUGCUGGACCAUGAUAACGGACAGAGCGCCAUCUCUGUGGACGGGACAACCACUGGCACAGCUAUGGACCAAGGGGCUGAGAUUACAAGAGAGAUUCUGGCUCCCCAAGAAGGAUCACAAGGAGAACCACAGAACCUGUUUGUGAAUUACCUGUCUCGGAUACACCGUGAAGAGGACUUCCACUUCAUCCUGAAGGGGAUAACAAACCUGCUCAACAACCCACUUAUACAGACAUACCUGCCCAACUCCUGCAAAAAGAUCAACUUCCAUCAGGAGAUACUUGUUCUCUUCUGGAAGCUGUGCGAGUUUAACAAGAAAUUCCUGUUCUAUGUGCUGAAGAGCAGUGAUGUGCUUGACGUCAUCGCCCCCAUCCUGUACCACCUGAACGACUCCAGACAGGACCAGUCUCGUGUUGGCUUGAUGCACAUUGGAGUCUUCAUUCUGCUUCUGCUAAGUGGGGAGAGAAACUUUGGUGUUCGUCUGAACAAGCCGUACACCGUACGAGUACCCAUGGACAUUCCCGUCUUCACAGGCACUCAUGCUGACUUCCUCAUCAUUGUUUUCCACAAGAUCAUCACCACUGGACACCAGAGGCUCCAGCCACUGUUUGACUGCUUGCUCACCAUCAUUGUCAAUGUGUCUCCCUACCUGAAGAGCCUGUCGAUGGUGGCCAGCACCAAACUGCUGCACCUGCUGGAGGCCUUCUCCACACCGUGGUUCCUGUUCUCCAACCCUUCCAACCACCACCUGGUCUUCUUCCUGCUGGAGGUCUUCAACAACAUCAUCCAGUACCAGUUUGAUGGGAAUGCCAACCUGGUGUACACCAUCAUCCGGAAGAGAAACGUGUUCCACCAGCUGGCCAACCUUCCGACCGACAGAGCUUCCAUCGAGAAGGCUGUCAGCCGGAAGCGGAAAGGCUCGGAGGCGUCGCAGCGUCCCGUCCCCCAUUCCCCCGCUGUGACGGACCCCCCGUCCAUGGAAGGGUCCUUCCCAGCACAGGAGGCUCAACCUGGAACACUUAAAGCUACACUAGCAGAGAUGCCAGAUCGUCGUUCCUUAGGCAUUGAACGACUGACGGAGAAAAUGGAGGCCUCGUCCCUCGCUGAGCAGGCGGCAGAAGACGCGGACACCCCCGGAGCCGCCGGGCCGUCUCCCAGCGACACGGAAAGUUCUGUAGAAGACAAUAAACCUGCGGCUAGCACACCUGUCCCUCAGUCCCCCACCAGUUCCACAGCAUCUGUCCAGCCGGACUUGCGAGGAGCCGUUAAGAGAACAGCCUCCAUGAGCAGCAGAGAGGGGGGAGAGUGGAGACCCACCUCAGAAUGGGUGCAGUCCUGGAAGCAGAAGCUGCCUCUGCAGACCAUCAUGAGGCUGCUGCAGGUGCUGGUGCCGCAGGUGGAGAAAAUCUGCAUCGACAAGGGUCUGACCGAUGAGUCGGAGAUCCUGAAGUUCCUCCAACAUGGGACCCUGGUGGGGCUGCUGCCUGUGCCCCACCCCAUCCUCAUCCGCAAGUACCAGGCCAACUCUGGCACCACCAUGUGGUUCCGCACGUACAUGUGGGGCAUCAUCUAUCUCAGAAAUGUGGACCCUCCCAUCUGGUAUGACACAGAUGUGAAGUUGUUUGAGAUCCAGAGAGUGUAGACAGAGGAGCUGACAAAACCCAGGAAAGACUUGGAACCACUUAAGCUUAAAGGCUGUGCUGUUAGAAUAGUUUCAGCAGCAAUGGUUUUGAAGUUUUUCAUCACAAUGUUUUUUGAAAACAGGUACUACAAAAAUGCUUCUUGUAGAAGCUACAUAUACAUUGUAUACCAUUCAGUACAUAAUCAAACAUUUUGUGAGAAAGUAUCAUGAGAUAUAUUUCUUCAGGUGUCAACUAAAGCAACUUCACUGCAGCAUUUGAUAAAAGACUUCAAAACCAAGGAUGCUGAGGAAAAUAUUACAACUAGAGAUUAAAUUUGUCACAAAGUACAAGAAAUUGUGCACUAGAGCAAUGCUUCUCACCAAUAUACUAUCUCUCACACAGACACAGACAUAUGUACAUGCGCCAUGUGCAUUGUGUUCUCUUUCUCCUGUUACGUGAAAUGAAUAUUCAGACACUUCACUUGAAGACCCUUGAUGUUGAAAUCUCUCUAAAAGAGUAAUUUAGCCGGUGGAUGGCUAGCUAACUUUUGCCAAUGCUGCAAUCUCCCAAAACCUGAAUCCAAAGUGACUGCCUACAGUGCUUAUUAACAAUAUCUAACGGUGAAAAUACCACUCAGGAGUCAUCCCUGUACUGUAUGUAAAGAAGAAGUUACUAUGUCCUCUCAAUGUAAUAUUCCAGAAUAAACAAAGGUUAAGGUCUUAACGAUGUAAAGUAUAUUUUGAACCAUGGUACAUGUAAGGUGCCAAGUGUCAGUAUCCCAUGAGUUGGAUGGAAAAAAAUCAAGACUUGUCUAAGUGUUAUGAUUUAGUGAUGCAUUUAGGUUUGUUUUUGUGGAUGAAUUUUGUAGCUGUCAUUCAAAUGACUGGCUAUCAGCAUAAUGUUAUACUAUUCUGAAAUCUAUGAUAUCUUCUUUGUACAUGUGAUUUAUUGUGAAAAUUGUUGUAUUGGAAGUUUUGUUAAGGAAGGAAAAAUUGUGAAAGAAUUCUGGUGUCAACAAAAGACACCAUUUACAAGUUUUGUUUUAGACUCUGACAAAGCCUUUGGUGUUGUCUGGUGUAUCUUAUUUUUAGGUGUUAUGUCAAAAGGCUAUGUACAAUGCUCUACAAUAUGUUAUAUGUUACAUUCCCCCAGCAGUCUAUGUUUGUGGUAAGAUGAUUGUAAAAGUCAAGUUUUGCAGUUAAAGUUGCAAUAUAGUGAUGUGUGAAUAUUGUUGUUAGUUCUUUUUAAGUGAGAGAAAUGGAUUGUAAUCUACCGCUGAGUGAAGUAAUCAUGAUCGCGUAUCACAUCAAUGAAUGAGGGAGGUCACAAUUGUGUAUAGGACUCGGUGGGCCAACCAUUCCAUGGGAUGAAGAAAGGGGCAUUUUAACCUUGAUACUGUCCUGAACACUAUUUAUCUAUGUGUACAACAUUCCAUUGAAACAACAACAUCACAUAUUUCCAAGCUUUAGUGCAAUACAAAUCCUUGUCCAUUUUGUAAUUCACUUACAUGUAGUUCACGUUCUAAGGAUAUUUCAUUCUAAGGCUGUGCAAGCUGUAUAUAGAGCUAUAUAUAGAGCCAGAUAUAAGUGUUUCUUUAUUUAUUGUGGUAGAUCCCAAGAGUGUAAAAGGAUAUUGAAAGUUACCAUAUAUGGUGUAGGACAUUGGUCAUGAAAUUAUUAAAAGUGGAUCCUUAAUUGCCAAGGCA
Molecule: messenger RNA, 4326 nt
Organism: Branchiostoma floridae (Florida lancelet)
Lineage: Eukaryota; Metazoa; Chordata; Leptocardii; Amphioxiformes; Branchiostomatidae
Product: protein HID1-like
Exons: 25
Coding region: 119-2641 (840 amino acids)
Cellular component (GO): Golgi trans cisterna; membrane; Golgi medial cisterna
Source: RefSeq, a predicted model, not a curated record